Pyricularia oryzae 70-15 is the source of this 177-nucleotide messenger RNA. RefSeq lists its product as uncharacterized. The record is from RefSeq and is a predicted model, not a curated record. The transcript has 5 exons. Lineage: Eukaryota; Fungi; Ascomycota; Sordariomycetes; Magnaporthales; Pyriculariaceae. Bases 1 to 177 code for a protein of 58 amino acids.
AUGACGGCAAAAACGCGGGGAGCCACUGAGCCAAAAGCAAAAAAAUAUCAAUCGACUGUCGAGUUUACAUCCGCUCGCGUAGGUAGCUUGGCGAUUGCGGAGCACUGCAGUAUAAAGACAGAAUCUUGCACUCAUUUCCCAGGGUUUGAUGUGACAGAUACUCAUGGUGGUGUCUGA